Messenger RNA from Phlebotomus argentipes, 1996 nucleotides. RefSeq names its product rac GTPase-activating protein 1 (gene tum). The record is from RefSeq and is a predicted model, not a curated record. Gene Ontology annotation, biological process: signal transduction. The transcript is spliced from 3 exons. NCBI's taxonomy places the organism in Eukaryota, Metazoa, Arthropoda, Insecta, Diptera, Psychodidae. The coding region runs from base 129 to 1985 and encodes 618 amino acids.
UUAUUGCACUAGUUGUGUGCUAUUUUGUGUGAAAAUCAUUAGAAACUAUCGAGUAGUUGGUGAUCUGUUCGGAUCUUGUGGAGAAAUUAAAACAUUCUCGGAAAAAAACGGAGAAUCUUGUCUGAAAAAUGUCUGAUCAGCCUGAUCUGUCGAUACUGGCGUUAUUUGAUGACCUCACGCGAUGUACUUCCGUUCUGACCGAUGGGGCGUCGGAUGAGGUGUUUCUGGCCUUCCUGAAGUCCUAUCGGGACAUCAAGAAAGCCUUCUGUCACGGCACAGAAGAGAUUCAGCGCUUGCGACAAGAGUUGGACGAAGCCCUCAACACAAUUUCUGACCUGGAAACCAAGCUGAAUAAUGCUCGGCGUCUGCACGACUUGGAGAGCCGGAUGCGGAAGAAGGCGGAGAAUGAGCGCGACGAUUUGGAGCGAAAGAUGCGAAUUUGCCGGGAUCUUCUCUGGAAAGACGGCGAGGCUCGCGAUGAUGAGACUCGCAGCAAGCUCGCCUUUCUCAACUCGCCCCGUCGACAGAGGUCUUUCUUCGGAGAGCACACAAUCGACGAGGAGGAAGUGAGGCGCGUUGGCUACGGGAACACCACUGGAUCCCUCCUGUCGGACUUGUCCGUGACGGUGUCGGAGGAGGACUUUCUGGAGCCGCAGAGGGCCCAGAAGAGGUCAAAGUCGCGUCGGUCGGAAGCAAAUGCGUCGCUCGGAAAGCGCUUCCGCCUCAGCUCAGACGCCAGGCGUCGCAGCUCGCAUCGCGCUAUGGAAAUCGAUUCCACGGAUAAGAUUGUUGCUUCCACGAAGGUCACCGUGCCCCAAAGUGGUGAUGGUCCUAUCGUGGCGGAGUCCGUAAUUGAGGCGAGACCUUCGAAUGACGCACAGGAGAAGCAAGAGCCCGAGGAAAUAUUCUUCACGCCGAAGACGGGGAAGUCUCCAAAGCGACGGGUGAAGCCGACGGCUCCGAGCGCUCCGCCAAUGGAGGAUCUCACUUCGUUGGAUGAUGUGGGCAGCGGAGGUGGGCGCAAGGAUCGCGAGGAGGUGGUCUACGCUACCGUUCACAAGCCAGCCACGCCGUCGAGUGUUCAGCGUCAGCACAACUAUUGCACAAAGACGGUCAUUGUCAACGAAACAUGCGCUCACUGUGGCAAGAAGAUCCACUUCGCCUCGCUGGCGUACAAAUGCAAGGACUGCCGCGUGUUCAUCCACGCGUCCUGCAGCAAGGACUACGUCAUGUGCUGCGUGGCACCGCCGGCGGGAGGAUCGGGCGUGCGUGACGGCAAGCGCACCAUCGCCAACUAUGCCUCUGUGCAGGGGCCCAUGGUGCCCGCUCUCAUCGUGCACUGCGUGAGCGAGAUCGAGAGGCGCGGUCUGACCGAGGUGGGCAUCUACAGAAUCUCCGGAUCGGACAAGGAGGUGAAGGCGCUCAAGGAGAAGUUCAUGCGCGGCAAGGGAGUGCCCCAGAUCAAUAAUGUGGACGUCCACGUCUUGUGCAGCACCAUCAAGGACUUCCUGCGCUCACUGCCAGAGCCUCUGAUCCCGCGAUCGCAGUGGAAUGAGUUCUCCAAUGCUAUUCAGAGUGCCGGCCGAGAAGCGGUGCACGCGAAGAUCUUCGAGGCGAUUGAGCGAAUGCCACAGGCCAACAGGGAUACACUUGCCUUCCUCAUUCAGCACUUCCAGCGUGUCGCUCAGGUGUCCGAGGUGAAGAUGCCAAUCGGCAACCUUGCCAAGGUUUUCGCGCCUACAAUCAUGGGAGACUCGGAUCUCAACAACUACCACGCUUACCUCGCCGUGAUCAACAUCCAAGUGAACGUGAUGGAGACUCUGCUGUCCAUUCCCACAGAGUACUGGAUGCGAUUCGUCAUGUACGACUCCUCGGCCGAUGAGUUGCCCAAGAAGACGCCCUCGAAGUACGCCGUGUCGCCCGUGCGCAAGCCGCGCAAGGAGAAGUAUUAUGAUACACCGCCUUAUGGUCCCAAGAAAAAGUAACAUGUGCGCGU